Molecule: messenger RNA, 1011 nt
Organism: Humulus lupulus (European hop)
Lineage: Eukaryota; Viridiplantae; Streptophyta; Magnoliopsida; Rosales; Cannabaceae
Exons: 1
Coding region: 1-1011 (336 amino acids)
Source: RefSeq, a predicted model, not a curated record
AUGUGGAGUACUGCUCCUAGUUAUCAGGAAAGAGUUACUAAUAGCUGGAGUCAGAUGGUUUCAGGCACUCCUAUGUUUCAAGUUGUUCAAAAUCUGAAGUGUUUAAAACAAAUUUUUAAGGAUUUGAAUCGUGAGCAUUUUGGGGAUCUCCCAGCGCAACUAUUACGUACCAAGCUUCAUAUGCUUGAUAUUCAAGGAGCUCUUCAAUUGGACCCUUUGAACAUAAGACUAAUUAAUAAAGAGGUUGUUACCCGGGCCAGUUAUAGAAAGUGUCAGGAUAAUUAUUUGGCCUUUUUGAAGCAAAAAGCUAAAAUCAGUUGGCUCAAUGAGGGUGAUGAUAAUACUAGUUUGUUUCAUCAAAGCUUAAAGCAAAGGAGAUCAAUCAAUUCUGUUUAUGCCGUGCAGGAUAUGCAUGGUCAAUGGGUAGAUUCUAAAGAAGGAGUCUCAGAAGCUUUUCUAUCUUUUUAUCAGGAGUUGUUGGGUUCUCAUUUGGAUAGCAGGAGGAAGGUGUCUCAAACUAUAGUUAAUAUGGGUCCUUUAGUUUCUUCAGAGCAGCAGCAAAAUCUUCUUCUUGACUUUACCUAUGAAGAUGUUAAAAGCGUUAUAUUUUCCAUUCCGAAUCAUAAAGCAAUGGGGCCGGAUGGUUAUGGGAGUGGUUUCUAUAAGACUAAUUGGGAAGUUGUUGGGGAGGAAGUUAGUAGGGAAGUUCUAUCUUUCCUUCACUCGGGUCAUAUGCUCCAGGAGAUCAACAACACUACUAUCACUCUUAUUCCUAAAACUCAAUGUCCUGCAUCUGUUAGUGACUUUUGGCCUAUCUCUUGUUGUAAUGUUUUGUAUAAGGCAGCUGCUAAGUUGAUUGGUGAGCGUUUGAGGUGUAUUUUGCUUGAAUUAAUAGCUCAGAAUCAGGGAGGUUUCAUACAUGGGAGGUUAAUUGCUCAUAAUAUCAUGAUUUUUCAGGAUUUAGUUCGUCAUUAUGGUAGGAAGACUAAGCAUCCUAGUUGCAUGUGUUAA